Symbiodinium necroappetens is the source of this 1489-nucleotide messenger RNA. The record is from the annotation of a GenBank genome assembly. NCBI's taxonomy places the organism in Eukaryota, Dinophyceae, Suessiales, Symbiodiniaceae.
AUGAUCUUCAUGGGCGACUUCUUCCAGCUCCCACCGCCGGAGGGCGGCUUCAUUGCGGAUGUUCCCCACAGCCUGAAGUCUGCCACCGGGGUCGACAAGAGUCCGGACCCUCUCGUCGAGGCCGGUCGCGACCUUUUCUGGCGCGGAGCGGUCCAAGGCGUCACCGAGCUGACGGAGACUCGACGGUGCUCCGACGAGUGGUGGAACGAAGUGGUGGAGCAGCUUCGACAAGGCCGCCUGUCGGAAGAGAACCACAAGUACUUGCACGGCAUUCCCGUGGAAGGCUGCACCCUGUCGGAAGCGGCGGUGGUCAUCGUGGCCAACAACGAUGCUCGCUACCAGAUCAACAAAGACAAGGCCAGAGCCUACAGCAAGGAGUCCGGCGCUCCUCUCAGGUGGUCAGUUGCCAAGGACGUGGCGGAGGCCAAAGCUCUUCAAGCCGAGGACUGCAGCAAGGAGGCCAAAAGGAAGUGGCUGCAGUACCACGACCGACACACGGGAGAUCUGUGCGGCCUGCUCCCCCUCGCCAUCGGCAUGCCGGUCGCCCUCACCGACCACGUGGACCGGUCCGACAAGUUCCUGCUUCGCGGGCGCUGCGGGCACGUGCAUUCCUGGGUGUGGCCCGAAAACGAGCAGCAGCCGGAGGUGGUGUACGUCAAAUUCCCGGAUGUGACGUGGCAGCUCCCCGGCACGCCCGAGCCCGGCAUCUAUCCCCUGCGGCCCGUAACGGAAGCAUGGUUUCUCGACCGGGGGCGCGAAAACCCUGUCCUGAAAGUGAAACGAAAGCAGCUUCAGCUGACCCCGGCCUUCGCGAUUACGGCGCACAGCAGCCAGGGCAAGACGCUGGAUGCCACACUGCUCGACCUGAACGUGGACAAGAACGUCCACCAGACCCUGGGCACCGUGGCGGCGAGCCGUGUCCGCAGCCGCGAGGACGUGCUCAUUCUGCGUCCCUUCCCGCUCUGGCUGUUCCAGCGCGGAGCGCCCGAAGGCCCCGAUCUGCUGCUGAAGACUCUCCGCAAAGAGCCCGUGGAUUGGAAGGCCUGGCGCGAAAGCAAGAACCCCUUCGCCGCCUGCGGAAGUUGUGGCCACGUGAAAGACUUCGCGAACUUCUCCUACGCCGAGUGGGGCAAAGUGCGAGCCAACCGGGCGGCCAAGUGCCUCCACUGCGAGAAGGGCGGCAAAACCACCGGCAAGCGCAAAAUCAGCAGGGACGCCGAGAUCUUCACCAAGCACGCUUGCGACAUCUGUGGUUGCAGCAAAAUGGCGGCGGCAUUCCCGGUGGCGCAGCUGCGCCAAGAAGGACCAAAUGUCAAGAAGGUGUGCACGCAGUGUGCGCGCAAUCAGCGCACUCUGACAUGCGCUAUGUGUGGGAAGACCAAGCCUUCGGACGCAUUCGAUGCGACAAUGUGCACCCUGCCACCUGGCUGCGCAGCAUGCGCCGACUGUCAGCAGGAGCUGCAUCCAAAGGCGAAGCGCUUGCGAGGAG